Molecule: messenger RNA, 1991 nt
Organism: Poeciliopsis prolifica (blackstripe livebearer)
Lineage: Eukaryota; Metazoa; Chordata; Actinopteri; Cyprinodontiformes; Poeciliidae
Product: stromelysin-3-like
Exons: 8
Coding region: 14-1456 (480 amino acids)
Biological process (GO): collagen catabolic process; extracellular matrix organization; proteolysis
Cellular component (GO): extracellular matrix
Molecular function (GO): metalloendopeptidase activity; zinc ion binding
Source: RefSeq, a predicted model, not a curated record
CCUGAGGGACGGCAUGAUGCGGGUCGUCCUGUUCUGCUGCUGCCUUUCCUCUCUGCACCUCCUGCUCUGCGCCGCGCCGCUGACCCAGGGUGGCACCAUCAGCCUGCAGGGAUCGCCUCACAGCAGCAGCCAUGUUGUCCUAAAGCGGAGGGGUCCACACAAACAGGACACUCUGACCCAAGUGGACCAGUCAAAGUCCGUUUUGCCGUCCAGAAAUGAGACAGGGUUCUGGAGCCGUCCUCGCUGUGGCGUCCCCGACUACCCCAGAGUAACUCCACUCAACGGGUCAAAGGUCCUGAAGAGCAGCAGAAAGGAGCGCAACAAAAGAUUUGCUCUGUUUGGAGGACGCUGGGACAAAACCCACCUCACCUACCGGAUUGUUCGUUUUCCCUGGCAGAUGAGUGAAGACAAAGUUCGGCGCAUCCUGGAGGAGGCCUUUGGGGUCUGGGGUGCGGUCACUCCUCUGACGUUCAGAGAGGUCAUCAACGAGAGAGCGGACAUCAUCAUUGACUUCAACAGGUACUGGCAUGGUGAUGACCUCCCGUUCGACGGUCCUGGAGGAAUCCUGGCCCACGCUUUUUUCCCUCGCACGCUGAAAGAGGGAGAGGUCCACUUUGACUACGACGAACAUUGGACGGUCGGCAACGGCGUCGGUACCGACCUCCUGCAGGUGGCGGCCCAUGAGUUCGGCCAUGUUCUGGGCCUGCAGCACUCUCUGGAGCCCGACGCGGUCAUGUGUCCCUUCUACAGCGACUCCUACCCUCUGAAGCUCAGCGAGGACGAUAAGAGGGGCAUCCAGUAUCUAUACGGACCGCCGCAGUACACAACGCCUGACAUGACAGAGACCAACGAGAUCCAACCUGAACUGCCGGACGCCUGCAGGACAAGCUUUGAUGCCGUGUCCAUGAUCAGGGGAGAGCUCUUCUUCUUCAGGUCUCGAUAUGUUUGGCGAAUCCGUGACAGGCGUCUGCAAGGCGGCUACCCGGCCUUGUCCUCGCGCCACUGGAGCGGCAUUCCUGACUACAUCGACGCAGCAUAUGAAGACAAGUCUGGGAACAUCUGGUUCUUCCAAGGCGACACCUACUGGGUGUUUGACGCUGGGCGCAGGAUUUCUGGCCCAGACUCCCUGCAGCGGCUCGGCCUUCCUGUCACCGACAUCCAGGCGGCUCUGCGGUGGGAGGACGGCGGCUCGGAGAAGGUCUACCUCUUCAAGUCUUCGUUUUACUGGUCCUUCAACGUCCAGGAGAACCGCGUCAGUGACCUCCAUCCGCGCAGCGCGCACGAGUGGGCGGGACUUCCUGGACACGUCGACGCCGCCUUUCUGGACAGCUACGGUUACGCCAACUUCCUGAGCGGGCUGUACUACUGGAAGUUGGACCCGGUGGCACUAAAGGUGCUGGACGGAUACCCGCGCAGAAUCGGGACGGAUUUCUUCGGCUGCUCCGAAUCUGCAUAAAUACGUAAACUAAUUCGUAAACAGAAUAAUCUGCUGAGUCACCGUUGUUUCGUCAGAAUGUAAACUCCUCACCUCUGGUCCCUCCCAGCUGCAGCCGGGCCCGGUUCUGAUCCGGUCCAGUUGGACCUUCAGGAGGCACAUCCACUGAGUGUUGAUCAAACGGUCGCUAAGUUUGAUUGUUAAAGGUGCUAUUUCAGGUCAGAGCCGCUAGAGCUACAGACCUAGAGCAGUUCUCACUUAUUGUUGCUUCAGUCCUAAAGAAGAGUCAGUUUUAUUUUUCUAUGUCUUCGUUUUUCUAUUUAAAGUGUCUGAUCAGUGCAGGACGCUGAUGACUCUUCCCACCAGUAAAACAUACUGGUGCUAAACCAGUUCUGGUGACUUUAUGUGCUGUGGGAAAGUUUGAAAUCAUUAGCAGGUUCUGGAUACAUAGAUCUCUAGAUCUCUAGAUCUAUAGAUCUCUAGAUAUAUUUUGUCUGUUUCACUUUCUGAAACAGACAAAAUAAUCCAUUUAAAGCUGAAAAUCUCAAACAAUCUC